Molecule: messenger RNA, 2023 nt
Organism: Pseudoliparis swirei
Lineage: Eukaryota; Metazoa; Chordata; Actinopteri; Perciformes; Liparidae
Gene: aspa
Product: aspartoacylase
Exons: 7
Coding region: 140-1084 (314 amino acids)
Molecular function (GO): hydrolase activity, acting on carbon-nitrogen (but not peptide) bonds, in linear amides; hydrolase activity, acting on ester bonds
Source: RefSeq, a predicted model, not a curated record
GUACAAACGUUGAUUUUAUUUUAUCUCGUAGGAACAUGGCCGGAAACGACUAGUUAAUCCUUCCAGUGGGUUUGGCCAAUGAAAAGCGAGCAGCAGCGCGUCUCCAGUCGGACUCCGCGCAGCUUUGGGAUCCAGAACCAUGUCCACGUCCGGCGGCAACAGCGCGCGUGUCACCGAGGCCAGGCGGGUGGCUAUUUUCGGGGGCACGCACGGGAACGAAAUGUCAGGCGUGACGCUCGUGAACCUGUGGAUGAAGAACGGCGCCGAGAUCCAGAGGAAACGGGUCGAGACCAAGCCGUUCAUCACCAACCCGAAGGCCGUGGAGAAGUGCAGCAGAUACGUGGACACGGACCUGAACCGAGCCUUCACCCCGGAGAACCUCAGUGCCCCGGGAGGAGAUGACCUGCCCUAUGAGGUGCAGCGGGCCCAGGAGAUCAACAGGAUAUUCGGGCCCAAAGGGAGCCCGGAGGCCUACGACGUGGUGUUUGACCUCCACAACACCACGUCCAACAUGGGCUGCACUCUGAUCCUGGAGAGCUCCACAGACCACUUCAACCUGCAGAUGAUGAACUACAUCAAGAAAGCCAUCGCCCCAGCCAGCUGCCUCGUUCUGCUGAACGAACAUCCCCUUUUGAAAUAUUCCACUUCGCGCUCUGUCGCCAAGCACCCCGUCGGUCUGGAAGUGGGGCCUCAGCCUCAGGGCGUUCUGAGGAGCAACGUCUUCGAGGCCAUGAGGGUGCUCCUGAAACACGCGCUGGACUUCAUCGAGCUGUUUAACGAAGGCAUGGAGUUCCCUCCCUGUAUGGUGGAAGUGUUCCGGGUCCUCGAGAGGGUUGACUACCCCAGAGAUGCCAACGGAAACAUCAUCGCCAUGGUGCACCCCAAUCUGCAGGACUGUGACUGGGAGCCGCUGAACCCCGGUGACCCCAUGUUCCAGACGUUUGAUGGGAAGACCAUCCGCUACCAAGGCUCGGGCACCGUCUACCCCACAUUCAUCAACGAGGCCGCCUAUUACGAAAAACAACAGGCGUUUGUCACCACCGGGCGAGAAGCCUUGGUGGCGAGCGCCAUCGGAAAAGUAUGAAAACGGGCGGGCGAGCCCAAAGGAGAACCAAGAGCGCUGGUCGGCGAUCUGCGUGUAGAUUCUGCGCCCUGUUCGCACAUGACAGAGCUUCCCCCUCACGUAAUGACUAAACCGUCUUUUACAUCGGUUGAGCUUGCCAAGCGUUUACUAUACAAUAAUUAACUAUGCAAAGAACGUGUGUGAGGCUGUGAACAAAUGUCUUUAGAUCUGAAGAAGUAUAUUGCUGUGUUAAGUAUUUAUGAAACUUAUUUUAAAAUAUAUAUAUAUAUAUUUACAUUAAAUCAACAAAGUUUUUUUAUUUUUUAUAUAUUAUUAAGGGCCAGGCCUGAUCAUUGGUGAUGUAUGAAUCAUUAACCAUCUCUCUUUAAAUUUCCUAUUUCUGCUCAGGAUCAUAACCGGAAACCUUUGACCCAAAACUGUAGUUGUUCUCCCUCUUUUAUAUAUUUGUAAUGUCUUUGGGAGGGUGUUUGUGGCCUUUGAUACUACCUACCUGUAACUCCAGCGGUUACAUCUGUGGUGCUGUCCUAUCGUUGCCUUAAUAGAUAUUUUAGACACACACAAAACAAAGAAUUGCACAACAACUUUGGAGUGGAGUUUGUAGAUUAUACGUGCUGGAUAACGAUAUAAGUUUGAUAUGAAAUGGGGUAUGUUCUGUUCCCCUAAACAAUUGAGAUGCAGUUUGAAACGUGUAUUUAUAACAAUAUACCUGUGUCUAUUUUGAUAUACUUGUUUGAAUCAAAAGUGAAAUAUAGUACUUGAGUAAUGGAAAUCAUAUGUCCGUUUUAAUAUAGCCGACGUAUUUGUCAUGUCAAAGUUCAUCGCUGUGGUCUUUUAACGAGCAACAUAUUUUUGUGUGCCACCAAUUCAUCUGAUGAGUAACAUCUGCUGUCCUUAAGUCCUGUGUAAGAAGACCCAAUCAAUAAAUGUAGUGCUAUUCUG